CCAAAGCUCACUCUCGGGUUUGGUGAGGUUGAUUGUAUCAGCAAAUUUGGAUGGAGUGCGUGGUUCAGGGAAUCAUAGAAACACAGCAUGUUGAAGCCUUUGAGAUUCUUCUUCAGGGUCUUUGUGGUAUUCGCAGAGAACCUUUGAAGGUCCAUGAGAUAUGCCUUAAAAGUGGCCCAAACUUAGGGACUGUACCUUCUGAGGUUCGACUUAUUUGCAAUCUUGAAGAAACUAAACCUACAUGGACUGUGAGGUUCGUGGGGGGUGCGAUGAGAGGUGCAAGUGCUGAGCAACUCUCAGUUUUAGUAAGAACUGUGAUCGAAAGCAAAGCAAGCAAGAAUGUGCUUCGCUUAUUUUAUGCACUUGGCUACAAGUUGGAUCAUGAGUUACUGAGAGUCGGUUUUGCGUUCCAUUUCCAGAGAGGCACGCAGAUGACUGUGACUGUGACUGUGUCAUUAGUUAAUAAGAUGCCACAACUACACAAUAUAGAUGAAGCUGUCCCUGUAACUCCCGGGAUACAGUUGGUUGAAGUUACAGCCUCUGCAUCAUUUGAAACUUAUACUGAAGUUGCGUCGACAGUGUCAUCAUUUUGA
This is a messenger RNA of Rosa chinensis, 593 nucleotides long. RefSeq names its product mediator of RNA polymerase II transcription subunit 18. The transcript is spliced from 6 exons. Gene Ontology annotation, molecular function: transcription coregulator activity. Gene Ontology annotation, biological process: regulation of transcription by RNA polymerase II; termination of RNA polymerase II transcription. The record is from RefSeq and is a predicted model, not a curated record. Lineage: Eukaryota; Viridiplantae; Streptophyta; Magnoliopsida; Rosales; Rosaceae. Gene Ontology annotation, cellular component: core mediator complex; mediator complex. Bases 51 to 593 code for a protein of 180 amino acids.